Rubroshorea leprosula is the source of this 1049-nucleotide messenger RNA. Lineage: Eukaryota; Viridiplantae; Streptophyta; Magnoliopsida; Malvales; Dipterocarpaceae. The record is from the annotation of a GenBank genome assembly.
AAACAUCUCAAGCCAAUUAAUGUCAGUUUAGGGAGCUUACCAAACUUGAAUUUUUUUACUGAAUUUUUUAAUGUGGUGGGCAAGUUAACGACACCUUAGCACAAGAUUCGAAAACAGUCACGCUAGUUCCAUGGGUGAGAAAGUAGAUAAGGGGAAAAAAGAAAUGAGCUCAGAAAUCCAAGCUUCUAUCAUCCAGAUGCAACAUUCUUUUGGGGAUUUGAGAGCUAGCUCUUCUAGUACUGCAAUUCCUCCUGGUGCUCGUUGGAUUGAUGUGAUUGAAAAAGAGAAGGAGGAUUUUCAACCAUUUCUUAAGCACAAGCCAUUGCGUACCUGGGCUUUUGUCGUUGAAGAUGAAUGGGUUAAAGGGUCUAAAAUAUGGGAGAAUGCUUUUGUUGGGUAUGUUAUGGGUCUUAAACCUACUUUUAAGGAUAUGGCUAAUUUUGUGAACAAUAGGUGGAGGGAAUUCCAGGUGCCAAAGGUGUUUAUGUUGAGAAAUGGAGUUUUCUUGUAUGAUUUUGCUGAAGCAAAUGCAAAUUUAGGAAAGCUGGCAAGUUAUGUGGGAAUUCCUAUUGCUACUGAUGCUUUGACAACUAAAAGGCAAAGAGUGGCUUAUGCUCGUAUGCUAGUGGAGACAGAAAUAAAGGACACUCUACCUCGUGUAGUGCCUAUUAUUGGUCCUAAGGGAGUCUUGGGCAUGAAAAGAGGAACUGUAAUGCUAAGGCAAAAGAAGGUGUGGGUUCCUAAAAAAGCUAUAAUGGAGCAGCAAAGUAAAUUUAGACAUGCUGCUGGUAAGAUGAUAGUAGAAAGCAACGAGCAAUGUCUAGUACAACCAAAAGUGGGAGUUCUAAGACAAGGGAAUUUGCUGACUAAGAUUGGUACUAGCACUAGUGAUAAAGGAACGAUGCAAAAUGCAACAGGUGGAACAUCUUCUGUAAGUGAAGUUCUAUCAUGAUAUAUCUUUCUACAUGGAAUGUGAGGGGUUUGAAUGACCCUAUAAGACAAGUAGAUGUUAAGAAGUUUAUGCUUUCAAAUAAAAUUCAGUUUAUUAC